Molecule: messenger RNA, 758 nt
Organism: Mucor mucedo
Lineage: Eukaryota; Fungi; Mucoromycota; Mucoromycetes; Mucorales; Mucoraceae
Product: Pre-mRNA-splicing factor SPF27
Exons: 4
Coding region: 72-728 (218 amino acids)
Biological process (GO): mRNA processing
Cellular component (GO): Prp19 complex; catalytic step 2 spliceosome; precatalytic spliceosome
Source: RefSeq, a predicted model, not a curated record
AAAAAAAAAAAAAAAAAAAAAAAUUACGCGCAUUUUCUUUUUACCUCACCAUCUCUAAAUAUUUCUACAGUAUGGCCACUCACGCUAUCGAAGGAGCCUCAAGACCUGAUGUCGACAUUGAUGCUCUCCCUUAUGUUGAUCGUGAAAUUGAAGAAAGCAACAUGAAGGCAACAGUGGAACGAUUAAUUGAGCAAGAAAUGCGCCGCAUGAAGAGAGUAGAACGAUCUGAUUUACCUUUAAACAUUGACCUGUUUGAAACCGACGACAUUUUAAAGCAAGAAAUCGAACGUAUUCAAAACAAGCAACCUUUGGACGCUUUAGAUACCGAACGUUAUGAAUUACAAGGUCCUUCCGAUGAAAAAGAUAUUGAAGCAUGGAAGACUGCUGUCAACAACACAAAAUCUCAACUAGAAUCUCAAGCAGGAAGCAUGGUUAAUUUAGAAUUACUUCAAAAGUAUGGUGCUAACGCCUGGAGAGUUCAUAACUAUCAAUUAGAAACCGAUCUCGCUAAUAUCAAAAAGAACACAGAAUACCUUCGUAACCAGAUCCUACAUAUCAACAGAGAGCGCAAGAACGAUCAAACUCAAGCUGCUGCUUCUCUCGCAUCACUGGAAAACAAAUGGUCCGAUUUAAUCACUCAGAAUUUACAAGUGGAUAUUGCUUGUGGAGCCCUUGAAAGUGAAGUAGAAGAGUUAAGAAGAUACAAACAAUCCAUUCAAAACCAAUAAGGAAAAAAGAAAUAAACAAUGAGAGAAAAA